ACAUCUUGUUUUCCUUCCAACCCAAUCAGAAAUCUAGGAAAGUCUGGCCUCCGAAUUUCUAACAUAGUCUUGGGAACAUUUGCUACCUUUGGGUCUCAAAUAUCAGAUGAAGUUACAGAAGAUAUAGUGACACUGGCGUAUGAACACGGUGUACAUGCGUUCGAUACCUCUGAAGCAUACGCUGGAGGGAGGGCUGAGAUAGUUCUUGGGAAAAUUCUGAAGAAAAAAGCCUGGAGGAGAUCAAGUUAUAUUGUCAUCACAAAAGUGUCGUGGGGUGGGAAGGCAGAAACAGAGAAGGGCCUCUCAAGGAAACAUAUAAUAGAAGGAUUAAGAAGCUCUUUAGACCGUCUGCAGUUGGAUUAUGUUGAUGUCAUACUUGCCAACAAGUCGGAUCCCAGAACACCCGUCGAAGAGAUAGCCAGAGCCUUCACGCACGUGAUCAACCAGGGGUGGGCUAUGUAUUGGGGGACUUCCAAAUGGGCAGCCACGGAAAUUAUGGAAAUCUACUCGGUCUGCCGACAGUUUAAUCUCAUUCCACCGAUUGUUGAACAAUCCGAGUACAACUUCUUCAAGAGGGAAUCCAUCGAGAUGCACCUUCCUGAACUUUUCCAUAAAAUUGGUCUGGGGUUAAUGGCUGCGUGUCCCUUGAUGGGGGGCAUGAUGAGUGGAAAGUACAAAAAUGGUCUACCCGCAAACUCUAGAGCGUCUAUAAAGAACUUCUCCUGGUACAAAGAGCGAGUGACAAAUGAACAAGCCGCCAGGCAUCACUUACUUCUGAAUGAUUUAGAGAUGAUUGCCAGCAAGUUGGAUUGCACACUGGCUCAAUUAGCUAUCGCAUGGUGCUUGAAGAACGAAAAUGUGCACUGCGUUGUCCUGGGCAGCUCCAGCGUUGAACAACUCAUCGAAAAUUUGAAAGCCGUCCAGGUUCGAAUCGAAUUGACACAAAAUAAUUAA
This is a messenger RNA of Helobdella robusta, 954 nucleotides long. RefSeq lists its product as hypothetical. Gene Ontology annotation, molecular function: voltage-gated potassium channel activity; potassium channel regulator activity; transmembrane transporter binding. The transcript has 12 exons. NCBI's taxonomy places the organism in Eukaryota, Metazoa, Annelida, Clitellata, Rhynchobdellida, Glossiphoniidae. Gene Ontology annotation, biological process: potassium ion transport; regulation of potassium ion transmembrane transport. The record is from RefSeq and is a predicted model, not a curated record. The annotation marks the transcript as partial. Gene Ontology annotation, cellular component: voltage-gated potassium channel complex; cytoplasm.